AUGAGCUUAGAACUUUUCGGAUCCAAGGACAAGACAUUGUUGGCCUUGGUCAACAAUUUGAAACUUUCCAUUGCAGCCGCUGUGUACGACUCAAAACUCGUUGUGAAGUUGUCUGAAGACGAUGACAAUAGCGGCGUUUUGUUGAAGGAUAAAAAGACUGGAUUUGAAUUAUUUGAAGCUAAUGCAAUUGUCAAAUAUUUGGCAAAGGAUUACACCACGAACGAGAAUAUCAAAUUCGAGGAAAAAGAGUUGUAUAAAGCUUUAUUGACUAAUAAAAAGGAAAACCUUGAGCAAGUUAAAAUUGCAACUCCAGCCCAAGUUGAAAUCAACCCCUCGCAGAUUAUCCUCUUUUCGUCAUUGUAUCCAAUCUACGUCAACGGAUCCAACGCUUGGUUUAAUGGGUUUGCUGCAAAGGUGGAAAAAGGGGUGCAACACGCAUUAUCAAUAACCAAGGUUGAAAGAGUUAAAGAAACCAACACGGGUGCUCAAAAUUUCACCAAGGACUACUUGGUCAAGGACCAGGCAACAAGAAUUGUUCCUAAGCCAGACGAGCGUAAUAUCUUAAUCACUUCAGCAUUACCAUAUGUCAAUAAUGUACCUCAUUUGGGAAACAUUAUUGGAUCGGUGUUGAGUGCCGAUAUCUAUGCAAGAUAUGUUAAAAAUAGGAACCAUAAUGCUAUUUUCAUUUGCGGUACCGAUGAAUAUGGUACGGCAACCGAGACCAAAGCUUUGGAAGAUGGCGUCACACCAAAGGAAUUGUGUGACAAGUACCACAAGAUUCAUAAAGAGGUUUAUGAUUGGUUUGAUAUUGGAUUCGACUACUUUGGAAGAACCACAACUGAAUUGCAAACUGAAAUUGCUCAGGACAUUUUUUUGAAAUUGCACAAGAAUGGGUACUUGGAGGAGAAGACCACCGAGCAGUUGUAUUGUGAACAACAUCAUUCAUUCUUGGCAGAUAGAUUUGUUGAAGGUACAUGUCCCAAAUGUGGCUACGAAGAUGCCAGAGGCGACCAAUGUGACAAAUGUGGUAACUUGUUAGAUCCAUUGGAGUUGAUUGAUCCUAGAUGUAAGGUUGAUGGGGCAAAACCAGUUGUGAGAAACUCGACCCACAUUUACCUCAAAUUGAAUGAUUUGGAAGAACCAUUAAAAAAAUGGGUUGAUGAAGCUAGUGAAAUAUGGUCCAAAAACUCCAAAACCAUCACCAACUCUUGGAUUAAACAAGGGUUGGAACCAAGAUGUAUUACAAGAGAUUUGAAAUGGGGAACACCUGUCCCAUUGCCAGGCUACGAAGACAAGGUCUUGUACGUUUGGUUUGAUGCUACUAUUGGUUAUAUUUCCAUUACUGCCAAUUACUUUAAAGAAAAUGAUGCAACCGAUACUGAAAACUGGAUUAAGUGGUGGAAGAAUCCGGAGAAUGUCGACUUGUAUCAAUUUAUGGGUAAGGACAAUGUACCGUUCCAUACUGUUGUCUUCCCUGCGUCGGAAAUUGGUACUGGUGAUAAUUGGACCAAGUUGCACCAUUUGAGCACCACCGAGUACUUGCAAUACGAAGGAGGUAAAUUCUCCAAAUCGAGAGGUGUUGGUGUGUUCGGAAACAAUGCCAAGGAGACCGGUGUUUCAUCAUCAGUGUGGAGAUAUUACUUGGCUUCAAUCAGGCCCGAAACUGGAGAUGCCCAGUUUUCGUGGGACGAAUUUGUUGCCAAGAACAAUAGUGAGUUGUUGGCCAACUUGGGUAACUUUGUCAAUCGUGUUGUUAAAUUUGUCAAUGCCAAGUACAAUGGUGUUUUGCCCAAGUACGGUGUAGAUAAUAUCCCAAACUACAAGGACUUUGUCGAGGAGUUUAACAGUUUAUUGAAGGAAUACAUUCAAGCUAUGGAUGGAAUUCAAAUUAGAAAGGGGUUGGAAAUUGCCAUGGCAUUAUCGGCGCGUGGAAAUGCAUUUUUACAAUCGAAUCGUAUUGACAACAAGAGUUUUGAAGAAGAGCCCGAUAGAAUUGAUGCAGUUGUCAAUGUUGGAAUCAAUAUUGCCUACUUGUUAUCGGCUGUAUUCUAUCCAUUCAUGCCUCUGACAUCAGUGCAGAUCAAUAGGAUAUUGAAUGCUCCUGCAUUGUCCAUCCCCGACCAAUUUACACUUGUUUUGCUUGCUGGACAUAAUAUUGGAGCUGCUGAGUAUCUUUUCAAGAGAAUUGACGAAAAGAAGAUUGAUGAAUGGAGAAAGUUGUAUGGUGGCCAACAGAAGUAG
Messenger RNA from Lodderomyces margitis, 2241 nucleotides. It is a transcript of the gene MES1, whose product is annotated as methionine--tRNA ligase. Gene Ontology annotation, molecular function: ATP binding; methionine-tRNA ligase activity. The record is from RefSeq and is a predicted model, not a curated record. Gene Ontology annotation, cellular component: aminoacyl-tRNA synthetase multienzyme complex; cytosol. Gene Ontology annotation, biological process: methionyl-tRNA aminoacylation. The coding region runs from base 1 to 2241 and encodes 746 amino acids. NCBI's taxonomy places the organism in Eukaryota, Fungi, Ascomycota, Pichiomycetes, Serinales, Debaryomycetaceae. The transcript has a single exon.